AUGAAAAACAAAUCCUACAGUUUUUACGACUUAAAACUCAAAAUUUACGACAAUUUAGCGUGGGGCUCCGACGCUGUGACGGCCUUGUACGGAGAGACCAUUUUGGUUCCGUGCAAUGGAGGGUCCCCGCCUCCCAGCAACCUCAUGUUCAUCAAGUGGAAAUAUGAGAAGGCCGACGGCUCGGCUGGAGAUCUGCUGGUCAAACAGGACCAGAAGGAGGCCACGGUCGAGGCCACGGACGGAUACGCCUCCAGGGUUAGCAUCGACGACAAGUACAACCUGCUGAUCAGCGGGGCCACCCUCCUGGACCAGCGCACCUUCACCUGCAUGGUGGUGUCCGUCAGCAACCUCAACGAGUUCCCCGUCUCGGUCCUCGUGCACAAGAAACCGGCUGCAGUGCAGAUCAUGGACAAGGCCGAGGUGCUGCAUAAAGACAAGCCAACAAUGGUGGGCACAUGUGUUGUAGCAGAUGCCAACCCAGCGGCCAGCAUCACGUGGAAGAAGAACGGCCAUGCCCUGGUGGCCGACGAUAAAGCCGUGGUCAUCACCAGCAGCACCAAGGUGGAGCCAUCCACGGGGCUGUCCAGCACCAUGUCCAUCCUGCAGUACGUGGCCUCCAAGGGGGACGCAGAGGCCGUCUUCACCUGUGUGUCUGCUCAUGACCUGGGGGAUGACGCCGCCAACGUGGGGCCCUUCUCUGUGCACUAUCCAUCGGAGAAAGUCAGCCUUCAAGUCCUGAGCAAGGGCCCGAUCGUGGAGGGCGAUAACGUGACGUUGAAAUGCCACGCUGACGGCAACCCUCCACCCAAAGCUUUCUACUUCCACAUCAAGGGCCAGAAAACGCUUGUGGAGAAUUCCGACACUUACACCAUGCCCGCCAUCGCUCGCGACGCAGGCGGCGAAUACAAAUGUGCGCUGGCUGACAACGAGAAAAUGGAGGCUUCCCAGAGCCUGGUGGUCAACUACCUGGACCUGUCUCUCAGUCCUACCGGGAGGGUGCUGAAGACAGUAGGGGACACCUUGUCUGUGAAGAUGGAAAAGAGUGCCUCGGGUGAAGCUAUCGUGUCAUGGAGGAAGGAUGGGAAGAAAGUGAAGGAGCCCGCUUUCACCAAGCUGACGUACUCUGAUGCUGGCGUGUACAAAUGCGAGCUGACCAUGGGAGGCAUCACCAGGCACCAGAGCUUUGAGCUGGUGGUGGAGGGUAAGCCUGUGAUCACUGGCCUGACCAAACAGCGCUCCAUGGAUGGAAACCACAAAGUCCUGACCUGCGAGGCAGAAGGAGUACCGGAGCCCGUCUUCCAGUGGAGCGUAAACGGAUCCAAUGAGAGGAGCGCCUUUUCCAACGGCAAGGCCACCCAUAAAAUCACCGUAAUACCCAAGGUGAACUUAACCGUCACAUGCACCGUCAGCAACAAACUCGGCGAGGACGCCAUGACUAUCAACGUCUCGUCCGUUUUUAAUGAAGAUCCAGAGAAAAAAGAUUCCCAGGAGGAGUCCGACGACCAGGCCAAGCUCAUAGUGGGCGUGGUGGUGGGGCUGAUCCUGGCCGCUGCAGUGGUGGCUCUCAUCUACUGGCUGUACAUGAAGAACUCGAGACAAGGAAGCUGGAAGACAAACGAGAAGGAGGUGGGGACCUCCGAGGAGAGCAAGAAGCUGGAGGAGAACAAUCACACUGUUUAA
Messenger RNA from Knipowitschia caucasica, 1680 nucleotides. NCBI's taxonomy places the organism in Eukaryota, Metazoa, Chordata, Actinopteri, Gobiiformes, Gobiidae. The record is from the annotation of a GenBank genome assembly.